This is a messenger RNA of Papilio machaon (common yellow swallowtail), 5648 nucleotides long. It is a transcript of the gene dop, whose product is annotated as microtubule-associated serine/threonine-protein kinase 3. Gene Ontology annotation, molecular function: protein binding; ATP binding; magnesium ion binding. The record is from RefSeq and is a predicted model, not a curated record. Gene Ontology annotation, biological process: intracellular signal transduction; peptidyl-serine phosphorylation. Lineage: Eukaryota; Metazoa; Arthropoda; Insecta; Lepidoptera; Papilionidae. The coding region runs from base 210 to 5228 and encodes 1672 amino acids. The transcript is spliced from 37 exons.
GUCGUGUGUCGUGUUUGAAAAUUAUGGCUUAAAAUAAAAAAAUAAAAAUCUUACCUUUAAUCAUAAUAUUAUGCGAAUGAAUUCGUUUAAUAUACUUAUGCAAAUUCAUCGGUGUGGUGUUAUUAUCGUGAAGUAAAGAAGUAUAAUUGAUAUGUGGUCAUAAAUGGCGAUAAUAUCGGUUUAUUUGUGUGUUAUGUUGUGAGAGAGCGAUGGAUCGUCGGUGUUCACAAUCGGUCCGGACGCUAAUUUUCGACGAUUCGGACUCAGAUUUACCGAACAUCGGUAAGAAAAAGGAUCUAUCAUCGACGGGGGCUCCUUCAUCUUUAAAUCAAAGUGCUGAAGAUGCCAGCAAGGGUUUGCGGAGCAAUCUUCUGCGGAUGCGCAGGUCAGCACUUGGCAAAUCAGCCCCAGCUCUCUCCGUUCAUGUGAAGGAGCAAUGUGCUGUGUCGCGGCGACCAUCCCGGCUGCCUCCCCCUCCGCCACAUCACAGGCUAUCUCUGGUGGUCGGUUCAGGGCGGUGCAGUUCUCCUGGUACGGGCCCGCUGUCGCCGGCGGAGGGCCCGCGCUGGCCGCACGCUCACCAUGCCCAUCCUCUGCAUCACGCUCUCUUGUCGUCCAGCGUCAAACGCGGCAAGGAGAUAGAUGGCAGAAGAUGGUCGGUAGCGUCGCUGCCGUCGUCCGGGUACGGCACCACUCCGGGAAGUUCCAGUUUGUCAUCACAAUGCUCGUCCCAGGAGCGGUUGCUGGCGGCGCAGGGCGCGUACGAAGCACCGCGCGCGCCCUGCCCGCACUGCCAGCAACACCAGAACUCGCUCAACAGCUCGCAGGGAUCCGGCAUGAAUUGGGCGUCGCUGUCUGACAGCGGGGGCAGCGGACACGCCCCGCGCGCGCCCUCGCCCCGCCCCGCGCCAAAGCGUGUGCGCAGCCGCAGUCUCAGUUCGCCGUCUCGGUCACCGGGGGGCGGGUCAGGUGGCGAAGGCGCGCGCGAGGACGCUGUCACCGCAAUGUCUGCGCUCUUCGCCUCGCGCUUUCCCACCGCACAGAAACACAUGGACGACAAAUUGCGGGGACUUAUCGACGAGUUGACGGAACUUGACAAGAAACCUGACCGGCCACCUAUUGAGAGAUUUGUGCAACGACAGGUGUUGGAGAUGGCGCGGGAUUGCUUACACAAGUCGGAGUCGAAGCAAGUGACCAGCUCGUACUUCUAUGACAUGGCGGACAGUCUGGACAGACUGUUGGCUGAGACACGUGAGAAGUCAGCGGAGGCGGGUGCGCAGGUGGCACCACUAGUGACGCGGCUGGUGCUGGCCAUGGCGCGGCCGGCGCGUCUGCUCGAGUGUCUAGAGUUUGAUCCUGAGCGCUUCUACCGUCUGCUAGAGGCCGCUGAGGGGCAUGCGAGGCAGUCGCAGGGCAUAACGACAGACAUCCCGCAGUACAUAAUCCACAAGCUGGGACUGUCGCGUGACCCGCUGGCAGAGCUGAACGCCCCGCCCCCACCCCCGCCACCCCCACAGCACAGCGCCUCGCCCUCCAAGGGGCGUGGUCGUCAGUCUCCGCCGGGCGCGCCCCCCGGAGGUGCUCCGCCCUCAGAGAAUGACUACCACGUCAUCAAACUUAUAUCUAAUGGCGCGUAUGGAGCUGUCUACCUUGUCAAACAUAAAUUAACCAGGCAGAGGUAUGCCAUGAAGAAGAUCAGUAAAAACAAUCUAAUCUUGAGGAACCAAGUGGAGCAGGCCUUCGCGGAGAGAGAUAUACUCAGUUUUGCUGACAAUCCUUUUGUGGUGACAAUGUACUGUUCGUUCGAGACGAAGCGCCAUCUAUGUCUGAUCCUGGAGUUUGUGGAGGGCGGGGACUGCGCCACGUUACUGCGCGCCGGCCCCCUGCCCCCGGACAUGGCGAGACAUUACUUCGCGGAGGCUGUCCUCGCUGUAGAGUAUCUGCACUCGUACGGCAUCGUGCAUAGAGAUCUCAAACCUGACAACCUUCUCAUUACAGCGACGGGACAUAUAAAGUUGACGGAUUUCGGACUCAGUAAAAUGGGCCUUAUGUCGUUGGCUACAAAUCUAUACGAGGAGUAUGCGGACCGGGAGGCGCGACAGUUCUCUGACAAGCAGGUCUGCGGUACACCGGAGUACAUCGCACCUGAAGUUAUAUUGAGACAGGGUUACGGCAAGCCGGUGGACUGGUGGUCAAUGGGUAUCAUCCUGUACGAGUUCCUGGUGGGCUGCGUACCUUUCUUUGGAGACACACCCGAGGAGUUAUUCGCGCAUACAGUUAAUGAUGAUAUUGAAUGGCCUUCAGAAGAAGAUUUUCCUAUAGCAAUAGAAGCUAGGACCAUAAUCACUGAACUUCUCGCCAGGAACCCUCGCGACCGCCUCGGCACUGGAGGAACUCAUCAAGUUAAGGAUCAUAUCUACUUUUACGGCCUGGACUGGAACAAUCUAUUAAGAAGGAAGGCAGAAUUUAUUCCACAAUUAGAAAACGAUGAGGAUACUAGUUAUUUUGAUAGUCGUUGUGAUCGUUACAACCACAGCGAGGCUGAUACUGAUGAGGCGGGGGAGGGCGGGGAGCCGGGGGAGGACCCCCUCUUCGCCGCCUUCUCCUCCACCUCCCCUCAGUGGCGGCGACACUACAACCACUCACACUCACACUCUCAUUCUCACUCUGUUGUCUCACACGACUCAAGGAGCACGGACAGUUGGCCGGGCACGCCGGACAGUGCGGGCCCCCCCACCACGCCCACCGCUCCCCACCACCACCCCAAGUGUCCAUUGGUUGGUACCGGUGGUGGUUCAACAGCGGAGUCCUCGCAGACGGACUCUGACGACGUGUCUCCAGCCGCCCGCCGCCGCGCCGCGCUGCGCCCGCCCUCACUCGCUGCGCACGCGCACGGCCACGCCCACACGCACGUUGGCCACGCCCUCGCGCACUCACAUCCACACCCACAUCCGCCCGUCUUGCCGAGGAUAACGGACACAUCAAAGCGAGAAGAAAAGGGAGCAGAUAGAGUGGACAAGCCGGAGAAGACCAAGCCGAUAGCUCUAGCUGCACCCAAAGCUAUGCGUCGCUCCGCCAGCACAUCUGGACUCUCGCUUGUUAUACAUCCAGCAGAGGAGAGCGGUGUGAUAGCGGGCGGGGCGGCGUCUCCGUGUGCGGGGAACACCUCCUCCACCAACUCCUCGCGUGACUCCUCCCCCUGUCGUGAUCCACCUUCACCCUUCGCCAUCGCCAACCACUCAUUGAUUCAGUCAUCAAAGCCACCUAUAGUUGUGAGACGUGGACCUCGUGGUUUUGGAUUCACAAUACAUACAGUGCGAGUAUACUACGGCGAUACAGAUUAUUACACCAUGCAUCAUCUCGUCUCCGCUGUGAGUGAGCAAGGCGCGGCCUGGGCUGCAGGUCUUAGAGCUGGUGAUUUGAUAACACAGCUCAAUGGAGAGUCUGUGCAAGGACUGUUACAUACACAGGUGUUGAAGUUACUUUUGACUGCACCACACGCUACUCUACGCGCCACGCCAUUAGAUCAAACUACAAUUCAGGCGGGUGGGCGUCGCCGUGCGGGCGGUAGGCGCGCCUCCGCACCUCCUAGGCCCCGCCCCCGGAGACGCUGCUCUCUAUUCCGUCGCAUCUCUACCAAGCGCGCCUCGCAGGAGAUGCACCAGAUGGUGACAGCUGCGGGUAGUGGUGAGUGCUCCUCGUCUCCUGCCGCCUCGCCUGCAGCAGACAGUCCUCUGCACGCCAACACACACUACCAGAGGCCUUCGUCUCUCCACGGGCUGAAGCACAAGUUGAGUGCGGGCGAGGUGCGGCGCGCGUCUCUGCAGCACAUGCCGCUCUCCCCCCUCGCACGCACACCCUCACCCUCCCCCCAGCCGCAGCCAGCCUCCCCCACCAGUAGGUGUGAGGCGCGCAGUCCCUCCCCACUGGCGGCGCGUGAGUGCGGGCGACGUCCCUGGCCUCGCCGUGACCCCGCCUCUCCCCUGCUACGCCGCGCCCUCUCCCCUGACAGAUUACAUCCGCGAUCAGCUGAAGCGAAAUGCUCCAUUUCACCACUAUGUUGUGGUGUGGGCGUGGCUGUGAGUAGUGGGGGCGGGGCCAGUGCGAGCAGGCGGGGCGCUGGUUGGCGCGCGCCCGCCCCCGCCCCGCCCACUCCGCCGCCCCCGGAGAAACCCGACGAGCCUCCACUGCCGAGGAUCGCGGAGGAGAAGGAUUCUCCUACACACCACGCUGGUCACUCUAAAUUACCUACUAGGACCCCAGCAAAGCAGAGUACUCCGAGCAUCUUCACGUCGUCACCUAAGAGUGUGGACAGAGGUGUGGCGGAUGCGAACGCCUCUUUCGCUUCACUUUCUCUGUCAGAUGAAUCUUUUAUGGACACUUCGAUUGAUACGUCUAAUCUGGAUACUUCUAGAGAAGUCUUUUUAGAUGAUAGUAGGUCCAGUACAGAACCAAACGUAACUACAGAUGUAAGCAAGAAAACGAGCACUACAUUUGAAACUAUGCCAUCUUCAAGUCAAACUGAUCCACAUUCUAAGACCAGACAAACACCAGAAUCGAGUUCCAAAGAAGAAGACUUGAAGAAAGAUAAAAAUAAGACUAAAGAGAAGUCGGAACUAAAGAAGCAAGACUCUAUAAAGAAAAUGGAGAUCUCAGAAAUAAAAGAAGAAAAGACCGAAGUUAAAAUAGAAGAGAAACCAAAAACAGAGAAAACGAUGGAGAGAGUGGGGUCUAUGAAGAAAUCAGAAAAGGCUGAGGCGAAAAAGGAAAAACAAGAGAAGGCGGAAUUGAAGAAGCAAGAGAAGAUGGAAGCGAAGAAAAAUGAGUCUGCGAAGAAACUGGAAGGAUUGAAGAGACAAGAAUCAGUGGAAAUCAAUAAGUCCCCGGAGGCGGUGGAGUGCAGCAGUGGGGGCGUGGUCGUUGUGGGCGGGGCGGAGGCGGGGCGCGGCAGGAACAGUAUGGUGAGCAAGUUGCUGGGUGUCAUGGGUCGUAAGACACCACGAGACCGCGACGACGACGACCACAGACCUGCCAAGAAACAGGACAAGCACGCUAAGAAGAAGGGUCAAAACAACCCUCAAACUCCACAAGUCGUGGUUGCACUGCCUCCUAAACCUAAUGAACCUACAAUACCCGAGCGUGCAAGCGAGAAGACUGACAUUGUUGAAGACAAGAAGACAAAGAAGGGACGUGGCCGCGCAUCUAGCUCCUCCUCCGGCGAGAAAUGAACCAAUUAAAAUCAAGGGGCGUGGCUUCGUGAGUAACGCCUACUUCAUCGAGAAAUUAACUAUUUAUACUAUUUUUGACUUUUAUAUAAAAAAACGUGUCUUCGGCUUCUGGAAUGAUAAUUCAGUUCAUUACUAUUUUAAGACAUAUUGAACUUUAUGUCUACAGCUUAAGGUCGUAAUUAGCAACUCGGAUAAACCAAAGAUUAAAUAUGUCAAACUUUGUGAACGAAAUCCAUUGAUAUUUCUCUCGCAUCUUUUUAAAUGCAUCAAGUAUUAGUUUUUUCAUGACCAUUUGUUGAAUUUGAUGUCAGUUUUAUAUUUCUUAAGAUUUGACAUUUAUGCAUAUACUUGAGAAGUCAUUCACCGUCUUAUCAUUCAAUAAUUCAUUCACUUGUCUGAACAAAAUCAAUACAGAAAUAA